CGUUAGUGGGAGUGAGACAAAGCUAUGCAAGUGGGAGUGAGACAAAGCUAUAACAUAAGUGUUAGUGAUCCGCUAUGCCCGGCUAUGCUACAAUUUCCAAGUACGAUAGUUGAAGAACAAAAUUACCUCGAUCGUUCGCUAUGCAAAAGUAUGACUAUUUCGCAAGCGAGUAAAAUUCACGUUACAAUAAAAUGCCUAGUUGUGCGGCGCAAGGUUGCUCAAAUUCCUGGAAAUCAGGUUACAAAAUGUGUUAUUUCCCAUUAAAAGAUACACAAAGAUGUGCAAUAUGGAUUCACAAUGUGAAUCGUACAAAUUGGAUCCCAACAAAACAUUCAACAUUAUGUCAGGUUCAUUUUGCUCCUGAAAUGUGGGAAAAACAUAGAGCAGAUGGCAGCUUGAAAUUAAAAAUGAAUGCCAUACCUACUUUAUUUGGUGAUACAGUUCCAAAAGAGCUAAUAAUUAACGAAAUUGAAAAUAAAGAUCAAUCAACGAAAGACUAUGUGCAAAGUGAGACGGUGCAUAUUGGAGAAAAUUCGUCCCAAAAUAAUGAACAUGAACCAAUGGAGUAUGAAAAUAAAGAUCAAUCAACGGAAGACUUUGUGCAAAGCGAGACGGUGCAUAUUGAAGAAAAUUCGUCCCAAAAUAAUGAACAUGAACCAAUGGAGUAUGAAGAUGUGAAUGAAAUUAUAAAUAUUGAAAGUAGCGAAGCAGAAAAUGGAAAAUCCGUGCAAUCAAAUAAAGUUUUGAAUUCGUGCACUAAUUGUUUACAAAAAGACAAAACAAUAGAAGAAAUGCGUAAACUUUUAACAAAAAUUGAUCGCUUACAUAAACAUGCAAAAGAAAAACUUCUCAAUGCAAAACGCAAUAUAAAACGUUUACAACAACGAACAGGUUCUUCCCAUAUACUUGCAACAAAGAUAAAGAAUAUGCUUAGCGAUACGCAACUAAAACUGUUAUCUGGCGAAUUUAUCAAAGUUCCAAAAUGGUGCAAUAAUACUAUACAAAAAGCACUAAAAAUAAGGUUUGCAUGUGGUAGCUCAGGUUAUGAGGAAGUGAUUCGUCAUUUUCCUUUACCUUCGCUACGAACAUUAAAUAGGAAAAUGCAAAAUAUACAGUUUGAUAGUGGUAUUUUGAAUGACAUUUUUGACUUUUUAAGUAUUAAAGUUUCUUCCUUCAAAAAUAGUUUAGAUAAUCAUUGCAUGCUAGUGCUAGAUGAAAUGAGCAUAACACCCAGUCAUGUAUUAGAUAUAUCAAAAAAUACGUACUUAGGUACUGCUACUUUACAAAAUUGUUCGGGUGAUAAGCAUAUCGCUAAUCAUGCUUUAGUUAUAAUGUUAGGAGGCAUUUCAAGUCGAUGGAAGCAAGUUGUCGCCUAUUAUUAUACCAGUGACUCAGUGGAUGGUACAAAAUUAAAACCUAUUGUCUGUGAUAUUAUAGAAAAAGCAGAAAAAAUAGGAUUACGCGUUCAUAGUAUUACUUCAGAUAUGGGAUCCGCAAAUAUGGCAUUAUGGAAAGCGUUUGGUUCUGCUCUACAAUUUCAUGCUGAAGAUACAAAUGAUCCAACUCUUAAAACAACUGCUUGGUUUAUACAGUUCAUUUCUAAAUGGUUUACGAUUAUGAGCGCAAGAACACCAAAACUAGCCUUAGGAAAACUUAAUGUAGAAAAAUUUGAAGAAACAAUGCAAUUUUUAAGAGAAGUUAUUCAAGUAGUUACAGGAAUGGAGGUCGGCAAAUCAAGGUCAUGGAAACCAUUUCAAACAGGUGUUAUAAUUUCUACCAUGUCCAUUAUACAAUUAACUAAUUACUUACUUGAUAAUGAGGGCUUCGAGUUCGUUCUCACGUCGCGAUUUAUGCAAGAUUGUUUGGAAAAU
Messenger RNA from Temnothorax curvispinosus, 1871 nucleotides. RefSeq lists its product as uncharacterized. The annotation marks the transcript as partial. NCBI's taxonomy places the organism in Eukaryota, Metazoa, Arthropoda, Insecta, Hymenoptera, Formicidae. The record is from RefSeq and is a predicted model, not a curated record. Gene Ontology annotation, molecular function: sequence-specific DNA binding. The transcript has 5 exons.